Mitosporidium daphniae is the source of this 303-nucleotide messenger RNA. RefSeq lists its product as uncharacterized. The transcript has a single exon. The coding region runs from base 1 to 303 and encodes 100 amino acids. The record is from RefSeq and is a predicted model, not a curated record. NCBI's taxonomy places the organism in Eukaryota, Fungi, Microsporidia.
AUGAAAGGGAAGCAGCAGAAUUCCAGCCAGAAAUUUCCGUUGAUUUCCGGAAUGCUACAACAAUUCCUUUCGCAGGGGAGAGAACCUAUCCUUAAUGGCUAUAAUGAUCAACAAAAUACGAAUCCUGAAGCACAUGGUUUGCCCAACACUUCAAGACAGGCUAAAUUAAGGCAAACUUUAGAACCCAACGCCGAUAUAGAACGCCUAUGCGAGAUCGCCGACGCAAUUAGAGAUACCACCUUUCCAGAUAUCGCCAAUAUUUUGGGAGAAAUUUACAAAAAGCUGGAGCAGGCACACAUAUAG